Molecule: messenger RNA, 451 nt
Organism: Rhinolophus ferrumequinum (greater horseshoe bat)
Lineage: Eukaryota; Metazoa; Chordata; Mammalia; Chiroptera; Rhinolophidae
Product: cytochrome b-c1 complex subunit 10
Exons: 3
Coding region: 108-275 (55 amino acids)
Biological process (GO): mitochondrial electron transport, ubiquinol to cytochrome c
Cellular component (GO): mitochondrial inner membrane
Source: RefSeq, a predicted model, not a curated record
GGUCCAGACGCGGGGUUGGCUGACCCGGGGCGGGGCCUCUGCGCGCGUGCGCAGUGCGUCCGGGCUGGGCGGAACCAGGGUCACCCUGAGCCACAGACGGCGCCGCGAUGCUGAGCAGGUUCCUGGGCCCGCGCUACCGCGAACUGGCCAAGAACUGGAUUCCCACAGUGGGCAUGUGGGGCACCGUGGGUACCAUAGGGCUGGUGUGGGCCACCGACUGGCGGCUGAUUCUGGACUGGGUGCCCUACAUCAACGGCAAGUUUAAGGACAACUAAACCUACCCUCCUUGGACCUCUCUGGUGGCUGGUGGCGAUGUCUGCUGCGUCUAGAACAACGUGAGCCCUCAGCACAGACCUCAAGGAGGUCCACAGCGUGACUUAGGACUUUCUAUAGUUUCCGAAAAUAACUUUGAUGUGAGUGUACACAGCAUUAAACUUCACUUUGAAACCUG